Molecule: messenger RNA, 2466 nt
Organism: Oikopleura dioica
Lineage: Eukaryota; Metazoa; Chordata; Appendicularia; Copelata; Oikopleuridae
Source: the annotation of a GenBank genome assembly
AUGCCCGGUAGUACAAUUGCUAAGCUGAUCUCUAUCAUAAUUCUAUGCCUUAUCAACACUGCAGUUUACCUCACGCUCUGGCGGAGCUAUAUCCGACCAAAAUGCAUUCUGCCCUACCAAGAUCCGAACUACCAAGCUGCUGAUCACAAUGUCUUCAAGCCAACAAACUUGAGAUUUCAGCUCUUGAUUUUUAUGCUUGGAUUCAUUGGUGCCCCGAUCUUUAUCCUUCUUGGUUGGCUUAAGGUCCCUGGUCCUCACUGCUUUCUAUUCCAGCUCUGCUUUUUGACAAACGCUGCUCUUUAUCCGUUGCUUCUCCUUCAGUGCAUGUGGUCAUAUCGUCUCUAUUAUCGAUUGCUAUACAUGCGAGGAAAUUUCUACUUGAAAGUGUCGGCCUUUCAAAUUUUCACCCUCGUUCCAUUUCUGCUCGCCUUUGGUUAUUUCAAUUACCAGUGGGUCUGGAUCAUUCAAGCCUCGCAACUCGCUUACAAUGGGAAGAACGACUCCACAACUGGUCAUUCGAAUGGAUUUUGCUUUGAGUACUUGGAUAACAAUGGAACGGAAACGACUCUUCAAUACGCGAUUCCGAUCAAAGGGUAUGUCUGGGGAUCACUUGGAGCAGAAGUCUUCAAUAUGCUUUUGAUCGUCAUUUUCACCAUCAAUUCGUACAAAGAAAUGAAAAAGAUCGGCUACGAUAUGGAUGCCUUGGACGGAAUCGGCGUCAUGGUGAAGCUGGUUACUGCGCAGAUUAUUCAUCUUAUAAAAUGGGCGGCACUGGCUGAUCCUCUCAUCCGGCUCAAGUGGAUUGAUGUAGUCCUUAUCUACUUAGUCUUCGUGCCUAUUGAUACGCAGAUGAUCUUCUUGCCGGAUUCAAAGUGGAGUCGGAUGGUCCGAAACUACGUUCGCCAAAAGUACGUGACACCUUUCAAAUUUAGGCUCUAUCUUCUUAAGCUGACCGCAUUUGCAAAUCAAGUGGACCUACCGAUGGCUCCGCCGAAUCCGUCCAAGGUCUCGACCGAAAAUGAGAAGACGGUCAAAGUAGAAACGCAGGGCAAAGAGGCAGCCAAAGGAUCAGCCCCGCCCAACCCCACCGAAGUGCGGGCCAGCAAGGCAAGCCGCGAGGUUGAGGUUCAAGGCGCACAAGGACAACGAGUUUGGGAUGAUGAUGAGUUGGCGAGUAAGGCGGUGAAGGUUUUCAAGGAAGAACUGGCUGAAAUGAACAGAAGUGGACUUCCGAAGAUUGAAGAUAUGGUUCGACCGAAAAUUAUUGAACCAACCGAGCUUAGAGUCGUAACCAAAAAUCCUUCCGACAAGGCUCCACUUGGUGCAAACUAUCGAAUCAACAACUCCGUCUACAAGGGAAACAAGGUCUUUUUGGUUUCACAGGAAGAUGGAUACUCGCUCAAAGUUUCUGAUAUGGAUGCUGGUGUAUUCGGUGCCUUCAAAGAAGCUUACACAACUAAAAUCUGCGAAAAUAAAUAUUUCCUAAAACUAUUCGGAAUCACCUACACACCGGAUAUGAAUCCUGUCUUCAUUUAUGGUGGUCGAGCAAAGGGCUCGUUGCUUGAUGUCUUGCGCAACAAACACCAGGAAGUCACAUACCGACUGGCUCUAAAAUGGCUCAACCAGCUACUGGACUGCGCUUAUCUUCUUGCCAAGGAAAACAUUGUCUAUCGAGAAUUCAUUUCUGCCAACAUCAUUAUCGACUCCAACGAAGACGUCCGAAUUGGGUCUAUUUAUGAUUAUCGAAAUAUCUCCGAUGAAGCAAAAAUUAAAAUGCAUGAUUUAACCAGGGAGGACGGUCUUGAAAUUAUGCGAUGCUUUGCUCCAGAAACGCUUCGGGACGAGACGAAAUUCACGAAAGAAAGUCUCAUGUGGCAAUUUGGCAUUUUAUACUGGGAAAUUCUAACUAGAGGCCACGUGCCAUAUGACCAACUUCAAGUCUCAGAGCUUGCUGUUAAUAUUGAGAAGGGUGUUCGUUGCAGACAGCCGUUAGAAUGCGAUUUGACACUGUAUAAGGUGAUGUUGGCUUGUUGGCAUCCGGAUCCAAUGCAGAGGCCGAUCUUGAAGCACAUCAUCGAUUUCAUGAAGCAAUAUGAGAUUGAAUUAACGACGCGAGAAGCCUCCAUGUUCAUCAAAAAAUACUCAAAUAAGCGAGCAUGCGAGAUCGUACAAUCGGUCGACGCAGCAAAACUUGGCCUCGAAUUGGGUUAUAUUGACCAGGAAUACUUUACAAACCUCAAGUGCCUGGCUCAAGAGAUCGCCGAUAAAUUCAAUAUUGAUAACGAAGAAACCCUGGGCUUUGAAAUGGAAAAGUACGACUGGCCGAACUGGGCGCUAGAAGUCAACAGUGAACGCGUGCACGUACCGAUCGACAUCAGAAAGAUGGAAGACCCCGCCAAGAUCCAGCCAUUGCCGAGGAUCUCGCACCAGAAGAAAUAUAACCUCAAAAUGCUAAUGAACCAGUGA